AUGGAAAAGCCAGCGCCGCUCGGAAGCAAUCCGGUCAUCCAGGAAGACCCGAAAGCGGACCCUCCCGUCAUGGUGAACGACGUUGAGGCCAGCGCGAACAAGCUGCAGAACGAGGCUGUCCAUGCCGACUACAACCAGCACAACUCGGCAGCCGACAAGGCACUGGUCUGGCGCCAGGACAUCCGCAUCAUGCCCAUCACGAGUGUGUGCUAUCUGCUGUGUUAUCUCGAUAGGUCGAAUAUAGGCAACGCCAAAGUGUUGAAUGCGGAUGAGGGCCAUGACCUACUGUCCGAGACCAACAUGACGAAUUAUCAGUACACUAUAGCUCUGAUGGUGUUUCUGAUAUCAUACACUAUUUUCGAGGUGCCUUCGAAUUAUCUACUGAAGAAAGUGAGACCUUCGAGAUGGAUAAGCUUUCUGAUGUUCUCCUGGGGUUCCAUUACCAUUGGUCUCGGAGGAGCUCAUAAUUUUGCCACUGUAACCGCCGUCCGAUUCAUGCUUGGCGUUUUCGAAGCGGGCCUUUUUCCUGGGCUUAUCUAUUAUUUCACGUUUUGGUACCGUAGCGAAGAGCGCAGCCUCCGUGUCGGAGUCAUGAUCGCCUCUGCGACCCUCGCGGGAGCGUUCGGCGGCGCAAUCGCUUACGGCGUGGGGUACAUGAACGGCACCUCUGGUCUUUCUGCCUGGCGUUGGCUGUUCAUACUCGAAGGCAUCCCAUCUUGCAUCUCGGCAGUCAUCAUCUGGUUCAUCCUGCCCGACUACCCGGAAACCGCCAGCUGGCUCUCGGGCGAGGAGAAGGCCCUGGCAGCUGAUCGCUUGCGCCUGGACGGGUCCAAGGGUGGCGCAAAGAGCAUGACCUGGAAAGAAGCCAAGGAAACGCUCACGGAUGGGCGGUUGUAUCUGCACUAUGCGUUAUAUUUUGGCAUCUCGGCGCCAUAUAGCGCCUUGAGCCUAUUCGCGCCAAGUAUUACGGCCGGCCUGAACUACAAGGGUCUGCAAGCCCAGCUCAUGACCGUGCCGCCGUACGCGGUCGCGUACGUGGUCACGGUGGCCGUGGCUUGGUCCGCGGAUCAUUUCAACGCGCGCGCCGUCCAUUCGGCUUGCCUUGCGACUAUCGGCGCGGCAGGCUUCCUAGCCUCGGCAACCCUCCCCCCGCAUGCUUAUCUGGAACGCUACGGCUGCCUCAUCGUUGCCACCUCAGGCACCUUCUCAUGCAUCCCCCCGCUUCUCGGCUGGCUCUCCUCGAACAUGUUCAACACGGCGGCCACGGGUCUUGCCAUUGCUCUGAAUGUGUCGUUCGGAGCACCUGGCCAGAUUACAGGGGUCUGGAUCUACAAGGCCGACGAAAAGGCCAAAGGGUAUCCGACCGGGCACUUUGUGAAUGCGGGGUUGCUGUUCUUCGUGGCUGUCGGAGGCCUGUCCUUGCGGUUGUAUUACCGCAUGCUGAACCGCAAGACGUCAAGAGAGGGCGGAGACAGGUUCUACGUUUAUUGA
Messenger RNA from Diplodia corticola, 1491 nucleotides. Its product is annotated as mfs transporter. Gene Ontology annotation, biological process: transmembrane transport. The record is from RefSeq and is a predicted model, not a curated record. The coding region runs from base 1 to 1491 and encodes 496 amino acids. Lineage: Eukaryota; Fungi; Ascomycota; Dothideomycetes; Botryosphaeriales; Botryosphaeriaceae. Gene Ontology annotation, molecular function: transmembrane transporter activity. Gene Ontology annotation, cellular component: membrane. The transcript is spliced from 9 exons.